Molecule: messenger RNA, 1169 nt
Organism: Homalodisca vitripennis (glassy-winged sharpshooter)
Lineage: Eukaryota; Metazoa; Arthropoda; Insecta; Hemiptera; Cicadellidae
Exons: 2
Coding region: 121-1020 (299 amino acids)
Source: RefSeq, a predicted model, not a curated record
UAUUUAAAAAAUUAAGGUUAUAAAUUUAAUGUUUUUAAGUGAUAAAUUAAAUUUUAACAUUAGUUUAAAAUUUGAUCCCAAAAUAUUUUUGUUACAAAAUUCUUCUAUUCAGAGUACACCAUGAACAUAAAACAAAGUAUUCAAGUUUUCCACAAGGAAGGCUCAAAAAUGGCCAACACCAAUACAGAAUCUCCAAAACAUUCCACAGUUCCCAGUACACCUGACCCUGUGGCCCCACAGCUCACAACAGGGCAUAACUUAAAAAAUGUAAAUCCCUUGAGCUUCAAGACUGACACAACUCCAAUGACAAGUAAAACAAAAAAAUCCUUAAGACUUAGUGACCUGAUGUCAGCAAUGUAUCCAGGAUUAAAAAUUGGGCAUAAGUAUUGCAUUCAAAAACCAAUGCUGGUUCCUAAAACAAUGGGUUGGCUAUGGAACACAGAAGAUACAGCAACUGGGGUUCCGUUUCCUAGGGGAUAUCGCCCUGGAGCAAUUGCUCUGGGUGUUAAAAAAGGUAAGAUGCUACGACCACGCAUUUCCGAACCAUCAAACACCCCAGUUGGUGCUAAGGGGAGAAAAAUCAGAAGAAAAAUAAAAACAGCAAGCUCAACAGUCCUACAAUCACAACCACCAAGUUUAGAAAUAUCAACAAAAGAGGACAGGCCUCCAACAUUAUACAUUAGAAAAGAAGGGGGCAUUUACAGAGUUGUGAUGCAGCCUAUUAAAGACCCAGGUGCUGAAGACAAUGAAGAAGAAGAAGAGCAACCUGUGCAAUUUAAAAUAGCAGAGGACUCGGCUGACUCAUCAUCCAGACAUUCUAAAUCAUCAUCUUCUUCCCUGAAGAUAGAGUAUGUUUGUACAGGAGCUUUGAGGAAACCAACAGUAAAACCUGCAUUAACAGAAAUGGGGGUUCAGUAUGAUACAGCAGAUCUUGCAAAAAAGGAACCAGAACGACAUGUUAAAAUUAAAGAAGCAGUCAAGAAAAUGGCUGAAAAGAAAGACAAAAAAGAAAAGAAAUAAUCUGAAAAAUAUAGCAAGAAAUAAAACAGAUUGUAGGAAGUAACUGAACAAUAAGGAAUGAAAAGUUACAUAUUAUUCUUUCGUUAUGUAAAUAUUGUAAUUAUUAACUAAUCAUAUCAGAAUUAUAGAUUAACAUAAGAAUAUCUUCA